Molecule: messenger RNA, 2034 nt
Organism: Camelina sativa (false flax)
Lineage: Eukaryota; Viridiplantae; Streptophyta; Magnoliopsida; Brassicales; Brassicaceae
Product: rhodanese-like domain-containing protein 4, chloroplastic
Source: RefSeq, a predicted model, not a curated record
CAAAACAUGAUCAAGAGGUAUCUCAUCCGAAUAUGCCACGUGUCAAGCUAGCCGUGGCUAGGAUUGAUUACACAGUCCACGUCAGCUUACUAGAAACAGCUCAAUGCCUUGUCUUGACACUUUCUUCCACUUUUUCUUCUUCAAAGUUUGAUGAUACGGAGAGGGCAAUUUUUGGUAUAGAAGGAGAGAGAGACAUGGAGGCUCUGAAAACCGCUACCUUUAGCCCUAUGUCGGUUCUAUCCGAGAAAAGAUCAGAACCCCGAAAGCCCUUCACGCUCCCUAACCUCUUUCCUCAAAAAUCACCGCAACCAAUCUCCCAAGAAAGCUUCUUGAGGAGAUUCAAUGGUGGAUUGGCUCUUCUGACCUCUGUUCUAAGCAGUGCAACAGCUCCUGCUAAAUCCCUGACGUACGAGGAGGCUCUGCAACAAUCUACGACCACUUCUUCAUCAUUUGAUUCGGAUGGUCUGAUUGAAGGGAUAUCCAAUUUCGUCACAGACAAUCCUCUGGUUAUUGCCGGUGGAGUUGCUGCAUUGGCUGUUCCGUUUGUUCUGUCUCAGGUUUUGAACAAAAAGCCUAAAGCUUGGGGAGUUGAGUCUGCUAAGAAUGCUUAUACCAAGUUGGGUACUGAUGAUAAUGCUCAGUUGCUUGACAUAAGAGCCACUGCUGAUCUCAGACAAGUGGGCAGUCCUAACAUUAAGGGUUUGGGUAAAAAAACAGUUUCUACUGUUUAUAACGGAGAAGACAAGCCUGGUUUCUUGAAGAAGCUUUCUUUGAAGUUUAAAGAUCCUGAGAACACCACAUUGUACAUUCUGGACAAGUAUGAUGGAAAUUCUGAGCUUGUUGCGGAACUAGUAGCUCUUAAUGGAUUCAAAACUGCUUACGCGAUUAAAGAUGGUGCAGAAGGACCUAGAGGCUGGGUGAAUAGCGGCUUGCCUUGGAUAGAGCCAAAGAAGACUCUCAGUCUUGAUUUGAGCAGUUUGACGGAUAGCAUCAGCGGUGUAUUUGGUGAGAGUUCUGAUGGUGUGUCUGUCGCUCUUGGAGUAGCUGCUGCUGCUGGAGUAAGUGUUUUUGCAUUUACAGAGAUUGAAACCAUACUCCAACUACUAGGUUCAGCUGCACUAGUUCAGCUUGCGGGCAAGAAACUUUUAUUUGCUGAGGACCGAAAGCAAACUCUAAAACAGGUGGAUGAGUUCUUGAACACAAAGGUUGCCCCUAAAGAACUUGUUGAUGAGUUAAAGGAAAUAGGAAAGGCUCUUCUUCCUCCAUCAACAAGCAGCAAAGCUCUUCCUGCACCAGCAGCAGUAGCAGCAGAAGCACCUACAGCUACAGCUACAACCACCACUGUCGAUAAACCAGUACCUGAGCCAGUAGCAGAAACAGCUACAAAUACCACCGUAGAUAAACCAGUAGCAGAAGCAGCUGCAGCCACCACCGUAGAUAAACCAGUACCUGAGCCAGAGCCAAAGCCAGCGCCAGCGCCAGCGGUUGAAGCCGCAGCUGCACAAGUAAUAACAGAACCAACUGAAACAGAAGCCAAACCAAAACCUCAUUCAAGACCUCUCUCUCCAUAUGCAUCGUACCCUGACCUGAAGCCUCCAUCUUCUCCGAUGCCAUCGCAGCCCUGAAAAAAAUCAAAAUCAAAAUAAGCAGUCUCUCUUUUUACAUAUUCUGGUUUUACCUCCUGCAAACAGAAGAACAAAAUUGGUCGAAUCUUGUAACUUGUUCUUUUUUCUCUUUUAACUUUUCUCCGGAACUUAGAUGCUGCCUUGUGUCGAAUCUGAGAUAAGUGGACUCUUGUGUUUUUUCUACCCUUUAUACCGCCAUUGAGUGUAAGUUCAAAUAAGUGUCGGUCAUCGCACGAGUUACAAACGAAUAUUAAGGGGCCUUCAAUCAAUCAAAAGCUUCUGAGAGGAUCCAAAGGUGUUGAAGGGGGUUUUUGUCUGACGAUAUAAAAGUUCCUAGAGAAAUUUGCAGAUAUCUUGUGUGAUAUGUGUGGACCUUCUUUGUUGGAAAGAUCUCAUUUAUUCCUCUUGA